AUGAAAACUGCAGCAGAAGAAGCAAUUAGGAGCACAGCAUCUGAAAACACAUAUUACACAGAUGGCUCAGUUGAUCCAGAAGCUCUGGCGACAGCAGCAGCAUUGGCCGCCCAAGGCUUCAAAGGAAGCUGGAGGCUAUCCAACAAUGCCUCCAUACUACAAGCGGAACUAAUGGCAAUUUUAAAAGCCUUAGAAAAUUCCAAUCUGGAAGAAGGACACACAACAGUGCAUACUGACUCCAAAGGAGCAAUACUUGCAAUCAAGGCGACAAAUCCAAAGGAAAAUGUGACAAUGAUAACAGCCAUAAAAUCAGUAGCCAAGUCACAUCAAGCUGCUGGCAGGAGAGUCAUACUAAACUGGAUACCCAGCCAUGUGGGAAUCCAGGGAAAUGAAGCAGCUGACAUCCUAGCCAAAAGCGCCCUCAGCUGCAGUACAAUAAUCCAGUUACGAGCUGCUCCAGGAGCAAGAGCCCGUGCCAGCACAAAGCUGGCUUAA
Messenger RNA from Macrobrachium nipponense, 495 nucleotides. RefSeq lists its product as uncharacterized. The coding region runs from base 1 to 495 and encodes 164 amino acids. Lineage: Eukaryota; Metazoa; Arthropoda; Malacostraca; Decapoda; Palaemonidae. The transcript is spliced from 2 exons. Gene Ontology annotation, molecular function: RNA-DNA hybrid ribonuclease activity; nucleic acid binding. The record is from RefSeq and is a predicted model, not a curated record. Gene Ontology annotation, biological process: DNA replication, removal of RNA primer.